This is a messenger RNA of Carya illinoinensis, 1061 nucleotides long. Its product is annotated as remorin-like. The record is from RefSeq and is a predicted model, not a curated record. The transcript has 5 exons. Lineage: Eukaryota; Viridiplantae; Streptophyta; Magnoliopsida; Fagales; Juglandaceae. The coding region runs from base 181 to 750 and encodes 189 amino acids.
CACCGCAACCACCUCGUAGGUGUACUCUGUAGCAGCAUUUGGAAGAGUUGUUUCUCGGUUUCAUCUAAUCUUGUCGUCGGAGUUUCUGCAAAUUUGUGUGGCUGUUCUUGUGCAGCUCCUUUCACUACGACUGUAGCUUUUUGAGAGGUCUGAACCGUGGCUAAAUUAAAGGAGUACGUCAUGGGGGAGGAGGGGAGCCAGAAAGUUGAUGCACCCCGUAAAGAAAAUGACAGAGGAGGAGAAGAACAGGAAGCUCCAAAUGACGUUGCUGAAGGGAAGGCUGUGAUCCCACCUCCUGACCAGAAGAUUGCUUCUCCUGUUAAAGAAAAGGUUGCAGAAUCUACUGCUGAGAAAAUUUCAGGGGGUUUAGACAACAGAGAUGAUGUGCUUGCAAAGAUUGCAAAUGAGAAAAGGUUGGCUUUAAUUAAGGCAUGGGAAGAAAGUGAAAAAACAAAAGCAGAGAACAAGGCAUAUAAAAAUCAAUCCGCCAUUGGAUCAUGGGAAAGCACCAACAAAGCUUCGGUAGAGGCACAACUCAAGAAGAUAGAGGAAAAAUUCGAUAAAAAGAAGGCAAAAUAUGUUGAGAAAAAGAAAAACAAAGUGGCUGAGGUCCACAGGGCUGCUGAAGAAAAGAGGGCAGCAGUUGAAGCCACCCGAAGGAGAGAAUUUAUCAAGGUAGAGGAGACAGCUGCAAAAUUCCGUGCUACCGGAUAUGUACCUAAGAAGUUACUUUCAUGCUUCAGCUACUAAGAUUAUCAGGCAAAGAACUCAGAACAAAGAUUGAAGAGAAGUUCAUCGGAAUUGACUUUGCCCAUUUUCUUCUGUCUUGGUUUGUCAUUUGUAUUAUCUGCUAAUUUAAAGUUUGUUUCUUAAGUGUUCUUUGGUAUGUACGUGUGACACGAAACUUCUAAUUGUGAGAACGAAGGAAUUCCAGAGGAAAACAUUAUGUUCGCCAUGAAAAAGGAUAUGUGUAGUCUUUUUAAGAGUCGUUUGUAAGCAUGAAUGUCUUUUGAAAAAUGGUUUUCUUAUCGAUUGCUAUAAAAGAACUCUUUCAACUUUCA